Molecule: messenger RNA, 1723 nt
Organism: Nannospalax galili (Upper Galilee mountains blind mole rat)
Lineage: Eukaryota; Metazoa; Chordata; Mammalia; Rodentia; Spalacidae
Gene: Ppm1j
Product: protein phosphatase, Mg2+/Mn2+ dependent 1J
Exons: 10
Coding region: 26-1552 (508 amino acids)
Biological process (GO): protein dephosphorylation
Molecular function (GO): protein serine/threonine phosphatase activity
Source: RefSeq, a predicted model, not a curated record
GCCGAGGGCGGGGCAGGGCGGCAGCAUGCUAAACCGGGUGCGCUCGGCGGUGGCGCACCUGGUGAGCUCCGGUGGCGCUCCGUCCCCGCGCCCCAAGUCCCCCGAUCUGCCUAACUCGCCCAGCUCGACCUCGGCGCCACCCGCCGUCGCUCCAGAAGCGCCCAAGAGCCCUUCGGCGAGGCCUGGGAACUGGAGCGGGGCGCCCGCGAAGACCUCCGAGGCUCGAGCGCGCUUCUCCAGACCAACCUUCCUGCAGCUGAGCCCCGGGGGGCUGCGACGCGCCGACGACCACGCGGGCCGGGCAGUGCAAAGCCCCCCGGACACGGGCCGCCGCCUGCCCUGGAGCACAGGCUAUGCGGAGGUCAUCAAUGCGGGCAAGAGCCGGCACAAUGAGGACCAGGCUUGCUGCGAGGUGGUGUAUGUGGAAGGUCGAAGGAAUGUUACAGGAGCCUCCAGGGAGCCUAGCAGUAGCCAGGGGCUCUGCUUCUACUACUGGGGCCUGUUUGAUGGGCAUGCUGGUGGUGGAGCGGCCGAAAUGGCCUCCCGGCUCCUGCAUCGCCAUAUCCGGGAGCAGCUAAAGGAUCUAGUAGAAAUACUUCAGGACCCCUUGCCACCUCCUCUCUGUCUCCCAUCCACCCAGGGAACCCCAAGUUUCUCUGAUUCAUCUCACCUGGUGGGCCCUCAGUCUUGUUGGUCUCCACAGAAAGAAGUGACCCACGAGAGCCUGGUAGUGGGGGCUAUCGAGAAUGCCUUCCAGUUCAUGGAUGAACAGAUGGCCCAGGAGCGGCGUGGCCACCAAGUGGAGGGGGGCUGCUGUGCACUGGUUGUGGUGUACCUGCUAGGCAAGAUGUAUGUGGCCAAUGCAGGUGACAGUAGGGCCAUCAUUGUCCGGAAUGGUGAAAUCAUUCCAAUGUCCCGGGAGUUUACCCCGGAGACCGAGCGCCAGCGUCUUCAGCUGCUUGGAUUCCUGAAACCAGAGCUGCUGGGCAGUGAAUUCACCCACCUUGAGUUCCCCCGAAGAGUUCAGCCCAAAGAGUUGGGGCAGAAGAUGCUGUACAGGGACCAGAACAUGACUGGCUGGGCCUACAAAAAGAUUGAACUGGAGGAUCUCAGGUUUCCUCUGGUCUGUGGGGAGGGCAAAAAGGCCCGGGUAAUGGCCACCAUUGGGGUGACCCGAGGCUUGGGAGACCACAACCUUAAGGUCUGCAGUUCUACCCUGCCCAUCAAGCCUUUCCUCUCCUGCUUCCCCGAGGUAAGAGUAUAUGACCUGACACAGUAUGAGCACUGUCCAGAUGAUGUGCUAGUCCUGGGAACAGAUGGCCUAUGGGAUGUCACUAAUGACUGUGAGGUAGCUGCCACUGUGGACAGGGUGCUGUCAGCCUAUGAGCCCAAUGACCCUAGCAGGUAUACAGCUCUGGCCCAAGCUCUGGUCCUGGGGGCCCGGGGCAUCCCCCGGGACCGUGGCUGGCGUCUCCCAAACAACAAGCUGGGUUCCGGGGAUGACAUCUCGGUCUUCGUCAUUCCCCUGGGAGGGCCAGGCAGUUACUCCUGAUGGGCUCAGCCCCAUUCUUUCCACCACCAUCCCAGCCUCACCACACUUACCCUUCUCCCAGUCCAAGUUCUGAAGUUGUGCCCCUGCCUCUUUAGUGGCCAUUUAAUUGACAGGAUGCCCACUAGAUCCAGAAUUACAGCAACUGGUAAAUAAAGCUGAUGGAUAAAGGUG